CAGCGAGGAUCUAGGCGAGUGACUGAGUUGCUGGAUAUGUAAGGCAAAGGCAAAAGCAGGUACUGGCGUUAACGGCGUGACGAAGGGACCAGGAAGGAACUGGAGAUCCCGGAUGAAGAACACGACUGACGCUUAGACCCGGGCUAGAAGACGGGGGAGGGGGAAGCGGCCUGGGGGUUAGGCAAGCAUGAUGUGGAACUAGGGGCUGGACUGGAGCUUACAGCUGGGCCGAGGGCUCCACCAAGCUGAGGUUCAAAGUUGAUCUCCGCGAGGUAGAGUCCUGUGAAAGAACUGGGCUGACAGCGAUGUGGGUCAGGACGACGACAGUAACGAUUAAAAGAUGGACUGAGGAAAAGCCUGGCUGCUGCAAAACUAACAUUUGGGACAAGACCGAGAAAACCGAUAUAAGCAGGUUGCCCAGCUGGAAGAGGGGGCAUCUGGAUAUUGAGGAGUCCAGCAGCGAUAUAUCUUCCAGUGAUGUAUCUUCCUUUUCCUCUGAAGGUGACUGCAGGGAGACUGACAGGCGUUGCUGGAAACACCAGAAGUGUGCUGGGCAUAUCCACCCCUUCUCAGACUGUGGCCAUCACAACCAGCACAACCAGCACAACCAGCACAACCAGCACACCCAGCACAACCAGCACAACCAGCACACGCACGCUGUUAGCCACUGCAACUGUGAAUCUAGGCUGAAGGACUGCUCAGAGAAGAAAAAUAGUAGCAGCCCCCGAGAUGUAGGCCCGACCUGCUGCAGAGAUGGGGGCCCAACCUGCUACAACUUCAUCCAUGCCCCUUGCAUUGAAAUCAUCCCAGAAGAAGAGUGUGUGGAGCGGAUCUGGUAUAGCUGGUGCAAAAGCUACAGGCCUGUCUCUGUGGCAGUAAUCCACCAUCCCAUCCAUCAUGUGUGUAGGCCAGAUGACCGAAAUGAGGAGCCAGAGGAGGAGGAAGAGACCCCAUCAUCCGUCCCACCUGGCCCAGACACCAGGCCAGUCCCCGGGGCUCCCGACUCAGCAGCUCCCAUUACCAUCUGGCGCUCUGAGAGCCCCACAGACAAGAGUCAGGAUGUCAAGGUCACCAAGAAGGUAAAGAAGAAAAAAGAGAAAGAGAAAGAGAAAGAGAAAGAGAAGGAGAAAGAGAAGGAGAAAGAGAAGGAGAAAGAGAAAGAGAAAGAGAAAGAGAAGGAGAAAGAGAAGGAGGAUGAGAUGGUGGAUGAGAAGGCAAAGUUGAAGAAGAAAGUCAAGAAGGGCAAGUUAAUAACUAAGAAGAAAGUCCCAGUGAAAUCAGCGUCUUCCCCUCCAGACUUGAGCAGAUCACUAAGCCCAAGAGAACUAGUCAGGACAUCAGAGUCCAGCCCAGAAAGCCGGGAAGAGCUGGAGAGUGAGGAAAGUUAUGAACGGGGCAAAGAGAGACCCUCCAGUGAAGAAAUUGUGGAGUCAUCAUCAUCCAGAAAGAGAGAGAAGAGCACUACCCAGGCCAAAAAGAAUGGUACAAAGACCUUACAAACCAAGAAGAUAAGCAAGAGAAAAUCUCCCCCAGUGUCCAACCCCAAUCUCAGUUGAGGCCUGGGCAACCAGAGUGAAUAAAUCAAGCCUGUAACUGA
Cricetulus griseus (Chinese hamster) is the source of this 1597-nucleotide messenger RNA. Lineage: Eukaryota; Metazoa; Chordata; Mammalia; Rodentia; Cricetidae. The record is from RefSeq and is a predicted model, not a curated record.